UGAAUCCAGCAGGGAGCUUGUUUCAUGCAGAGUUCUACACAGGUAAACAGUGACUCCUUCUCAUAGCACAAGGCUACCUGCAGGCGGGAGGGGGUUGGGGGGAGCUGUCCCCUCCCCUGCUCCUCUAUGCAAUGCUCACUGUCACAGUUUGGCGGCAGAGAAAUUCAGCAGAAGAGGAGCAUUGCUGCUUGUGUGUCUCUGAGCAACCUGUGGCUGGUGUCUCCUACUGAAUCCCAGCUUUUUAUUGGAGACCUCGUUGCUUACUAGGAGGAUAGAAGCCACCUGCAGCGAGAAUUCCAUUGAGCUGACUGUGAGAUGUUUUAGACUCUGUUUUCCUUGCAGUCAGCUAGGGAGAAGGUUUGGAGAAUGGGGUCUACGUUUCCACGCAUUCCAUGAAUGGGUCCACAGGGCAGUCAACGAUUAUAGCUCAAGUGGCAGGACCAGCACACAACAGGAUGAGUUGGGGAGAAGCCCAGAGAUCCCUGGGAACUGAGACUGUGAUUUGUAGAGGCUGCUGGUGACAUAUCUUCCACACUUGGAGACCCCACUGCAAGUUAUUCCCUAUAAGGCACAGUUAUGGCCAGAAAUACUGCCCUGUAUUUUAGGCUUGUGGAGGGAAAGAACCUACCAGCUAAAGAUGUGUCUGGCACCAGUGAUCCUUACUGCAUAGUCAAGGUGGACAAUGAAGUUGUGGCCCGCACAGCCACUGUCUGGCGGGACCUGAACCCGUUUUGGGGUGAGGAGUUCACCUUGCACCUCCCUCUUGGCUUCCAUACACUGUCCUUCUAUGUGAUGGAUGAAGACACAAUUGGGCAUGAUGAUGUCAUCGGCAAGAUUUCACUCAGCAAAGAAUAUAUCGCAUCACAACCUCGAGGUAUAGACAGCUGGAUUAACCUGAGCCGUGUAGAUCCAGAUGAAGAGGUCCAGGGGGAGAUUUAUCUUGAGUUACAUAUAAUGCAAGACCAACAUAAAAGCAACCUCCACUGUCACGUUCUAGAAGCCAGAGAUCUAGCACCUCGGGAUAUCUCUGGAACUUCAGACCCCUUUGUACGGAUUUUCUGCAACAAUCAAACCCUUGAAACUACCGUAAUUAAAAGAACACGUUUCCCCAGAUGGAAUGAGGUACUGGAAUUUGACCUAAGAGGAAUUGAAGAGUUGGAUCCUGGAGACCAAAUGAUUAGCAUAGAGGUUUGGGACUGGGACAUGGUUGGAAAGAAUGACUUCCUGGGUCGUGUAUGGUUCCCCUUGGAGCCCCUGCAAAGAAACCCUGCUGUGACUGGCUGGUUCCGUCUCCUGCCUUUUGGAAACACGGAGGAGGAGAAUGGAGGGAAGCUUGGGUCCCUGCGUGUCAAGGUAAAUCUAUCAGAAGAGCGAAUCCUGCCCUCUGUUUACUAUCAGAACCUCAUCCAGCUGCUUGUGGAAUCUGUUCAAUCAUCUGACCAGAGUGAAAGCAGUUUGGUUGCACUCCUGGAAGAGAUGUGCUCUGCAGAGAGUCGUCAGGAAGUAGCUGUAAAGCUGGUGAAGAUUUUCCUAGGGCAAGGCUUGGCAGUCACCUUCCUCGAUAAACUAAAUAUGCGAGAAGUAAACCGGACUGGUGACCCAAAUACGCUUUUUCGUUCAAACUCCCUUGCUUCAAAAUCCAUGGAGCAGUAUAUGAAGAUUGUGGGAAUGCCAUUUCUGCAUGAAGUUUUACGACCCAUCAUUACCAGGAUCUUUGAGGAGAAGAGAUAUGUUGAACUUGAUCCUUGUAAAAUUGAUCUGAACCGCAGCAGACGUAUCUCCUUUAAAGGCUCAGUGUCUGAGCAGCAGAUCCGGGAGAGCAGUGUGGAGUUUCUUAAGGGCUACCUCAGUGACAUAAUUGAUGCCAUUCUUAGUUCUGUUGAGCAAUGCCCACCAGGGAUGCGUCUUUGCUUUAAGCAACUGCACAAGAGAGUGGAGGAGCGUUUUCCUGGACCAAACAAUCAGGAUGUAAAGUAUGCAGCCAUCAGCGGUUUCCUCUUCCUGCGCUUUUUUGCACCUGCUAUCCUCACUCCCAAACUUUUUCAUCUCAGAGAGCAUCAUGCUGAUCCCCGCACAGCACGCACCUUACUCCUGCUUGCCAAGGCAGUACAGAGCAUAGGUAAUUUGGGGCAACAGUUGGGCCACGGAAAGGAGCAGUGGAUGUCCCCUUUGCACCCUCUCAUUCAACAAAGUGUAGGUCGCUUGCGGGACUUCUUGGAUAGGCUCAUAGACACAGAAAGUGAUGCAGAGUGCAGUCAGAUGUCUCGCACAUUAUUCCAUCCAUCAGUCACCAUAAAGGAAGGAUUUCUGCACAAACGAAAAGCUGAGGCUGUACACCUGGUGACUCGCUUCACUUUUAAGAAGAGGUACUUCUGGCUUAGUAGUCAAACCUUGUCCUACUCCAAGUCCCCAGACUGGCAGGUUCGCUCAUCAAUACCUGUGCAUCGGAUCUGUGCAAUAGAGAGAGUGGAUGAGAAUGCUUUCCAGCAACCAAACAUGAUGCAAAUUAUAAGCCAGGAUAAUGAGGCACAGGGAGGACACAUUAUGUACAUACAGUGCAAGAAUGUGAAUGAGCUCAAUCAGUGGCUUUCAGCCUUGCGGAAGGUCAGCUUGUGCAACCAGCGUCUUCUGCCCACCUACCACCCUGGAGCUUAUCGGAACUCACACUGGACAUGCUGCCUGCAGUCUGACCGUGCUGUGCGUGGGUGCAGUCGGACACACUUGGCUGUGACAUUGGGUGACUGGAGCGAUCCUCUUGAUCCUGAUGCUGAGGCUCAGGUCCUUUAUCGACAUUUGCUUAUGGCAAAAGAUGUGCUCAGGGAAAAGUACCUUGCAGGUACAGAGAGUACAGGCUCACAGAAGCAAGACAUCAGAGGACAUUGUGGAAAAAGCUAUGAAGGUGCCACCGCCGCUUCCCCAGCAAAAUGUCUGUGGUCAGCCAUCGAGGAUCUAGAAAAAGCACACCAAGCUUUCGAGAAGAGGGAACGGGAGGAGGUUUCCAACCACAGUCGCUGCACCUAGAACUCUAUGAGGCAGCCUUCAUCUUGUUCUCGAAACUUUACUGCUGCAGACAUGGAAAUGUAUUUCCCACAUUUUUGUAUGAUUUCCAAGCAUAUAUUAAAUAAACAAACUAAGGGUCAAAUGCC
Messenger RNA from Pelobates fuscus (common spadefoot toad), 3146 nucleotides. RefSeq names its product RAS protein activator like 1 (gene RASAL1). Gene Ontology annotation, biological process: negative regulation of Ras protein signal transduction; cellular response to calcium ion; regulation of GTPase activity. Gene Ontology annotation, molecular function: GTPase activator activity. Lineage: Eukaryota; Metazoa; Chordata; Amphibia; Anura; Pelobatidae. The transcript is spliced from 21 exons. Bases 577 to 3021 code for a protein of 814 amino acids. The record is from RefSeq and is a predicted model, not a curated record.